Messenger RNA from Myxocyprinus asiaticus (Chinese sucker), 1229 nucleotides. RefSeq names its product mitochondrial ribosomal protein L46 (gene mrpl46). NCBI's taxonomy places the organism in Eukaryota, Metazoa, Chordata, Actinopteri, Cypriniformes, Catostomidae. The record is from RefSeq and is a predicted model, not a curated record. Bases 38 to 901 code for a protein of 287 amino acids. Gene Ontology annotation, cellular component: mitochondrial large ribosomal subunit. Gene Ontology annotation, molecular function: structural constituent of ribosome. The transcript is spliced from 4 exons.
UUCUGCACUGCACAGUGGAAACACACGUGUGGGGAACAUGGCGGCGCCCUUUAGGACGGUGUGUCGGCCAUUACUGAGAAUAAUAAAUGGAUCAGGGACAUUAAACUUAGGGGUACGAAAUUUGUCGUCUUCUAAGAAUCAGUGUUGCGCGCAAAGUCUCAGAACAGUGAGUGCUGCAUCUCCCUGGGCGCUGCAUGGAGCUGUAUGUCUUCAGAGGCUGCCAGUGAUCUCUCAAGACAGGAACCCCCUAGAGGAGAAGUUCAUGGAGCUAAUGUAUCAGAUGGAGUUAGAGAGAAGUCUGCUUUCAGACCAUGAGUUGAGACUCAUGGAGGAUGCAGCACGUAUGAGUCGGAAACAGGAAGAGGACUAUGAUUCAGAUGAGGAGGAGGAUUAUGGAGGCAAAGAAAUUGUUACGGCACAAGAUCUGGAGGAUACAUGGGAACAGAAACUGAAGCAGUUUCAACCUGCUCUGAGGUCCAAUGGUGUUGACAAGACAGAUGUGAGUUCUUCAGAGCGUUGUUUAGCAGACAGCCUGAUCUUGCUGGUGAAAAAGGAUAUUGGCAGUCAAAAGCUCUGGCUCUUGCCUCAGAUACAGUGGCAGACUGGUGAGACGCUUCGACAGACAGCCGAUCGUGCCCUUGCAAGUCUACCAGGUGCAGAUCUGAAGGCUACUUUCCUUGGCAAUGCACCCUGUGGAUUUUACAAAUACAAAUACCCAAAAGACAUUCAAAAGGAGGGCAAUGUUGGAGCCAAAGUGUUUUUCUUCAAAGCUGUGCUGUCCAGCCAUAAGCACUUACCCAUGGAGAAAAAAUCAUUUGCCUGGGUGAAAAAAGAUGAACUCCAGGAUUUCCUGAAGCCAGAGUACCUGAAACAAGUCAACCGUUUCAUAAUGGGUCUGUAAUAUUUGAAGAAAUGGAUAUGAUGGAAAAUAUGAUAGGGAAUGGACUGUGAGUGUAGGUUAUUUAGGACAUGGAUUCCAAGAUUUUGGACCCUAGAACUUAUCAGAGAAUGACAACAAACAAAAUGGGUGUUGCUCCAAUUGUCACCCACGUUAUACAGUAUCAGUACUGUUUUGAUCAUUUUUAGCCCAGACAAUUUGAUGUUGUCACUGUCUUUGUGUAUUUAUGUCUGUGGAUGUUAUGAUUGAGUUUAUUGAUCUUGCCGUCACUAUGAAUAGAAACCGCUUUCUCAGCAAGUGUGUGCAAAAUUAAAAAGGGUCCAGUUUUUCA